Setaria italica (foxtail millet) is the source of this 1498-nucleotide messenger RNA. Its product is annotated as GDSL esterase/lipase At1g28590. Lineage: Eukaryota; Viridiplantae; Streptophyta; Magnoliopsida; Poales; Poaceae. The annotation marks the transcript as partial. The record is from RefSeq and is a predicted model, not a curated record. Gene Ontology annotation, molecular function: hydrolase activity, acting on ester bonds. The transcript is spliced from 5 exons.
CGGCACUUCCUGCUCUCCGUGCCCGACGACUUCCCGGACCCCGCGCGGAACCUCCCCUACGGCCAGACCUUCUUCGGCCGCCCCUCCGGCCGCUACUCCGACGGCCGCAACCUGCUCGACUUCUUCGCGGAAGCGUUUGGGCUUCCAUUUGUGCCGCCGUACCUUGGCGGCGGGGACUUCCAAUAUGGCGCAAACUUUGCGGUCGGGGGGGCUACUGCCCUCAAUGGUUCGUUCUUCCGGGAACGUGGUGUGGAGCCUACGUGGACGCCACACUCCCUUUAUGAGCAGAUACAGUGGUUCAAGAAGCUUCUCCCAUCAAUUGCACCGUCAGAGACAGAACGCAGUGAUAUAAUGUCCAAUUCACUUUUCUUUGUCGGAGAGGUCGGUGGAAAUGAUUACAACCAUCUAAUUGUGAGGGAUAAGUCUCUUGAUGAGCUACAUGAGCUUGUUCCUAAUGUUGUUGGUGCCAUAAGCUCGGCCAUCACGGAUCUUACAAGUCUUGGAGCAAACAAAUUAGUUGUUCCAGGGAACUUUCCCAUAGGGUGUGUCCCAUUAUAUCUUUCAAUCUUUCCAAGCCAAAAGGAGGAUUACUAUGAUGAACAAACAGGCUGCAUUAAGUGGCUCAAUGAAUUUGCCGAGUACCAUAAUAGUAUGCUUCAGGAGGAAUUGGAAAGGCUCAGGAAUCUUUACCCUGAUGUGACCAUCAUUUAUGCUGACUAUUAUGGUGCUUCAUUGAACAUAUUCCGGGCCCCACUCCAGUUUGGCUUCACAGUCCCACUGAAUGCAUGCUGUGGAAGUGAUGCUCCAUAUAAUUGUUCCCCAUCAAUAUUGUGUGGACGGCCUGGAUCUACAGUGUGCUCUGACCCAUCAAAGUACAUCUCAUGGGAUGGUCUACACUUCACUGAGGCGAGUUACAGAGUCGUCAUUCAAGGAGUACUAGGGGGUUAUGCCAUUCCUCCUCUUUCAGAAACUUGCAAGGGUGGAGAAUUCAAAGUAUCCCAACUUCACCAAUGUACAGAUAAUCCAACAAACACUGUAACAUAUGAUACUUUGAGCUCUUUUAUUUAAUCUGCUGAGCUCAAGUGCGUUUAGAGUCCUGGUAAAAAAAAUUGUGCAUUUGGAGUUAUAAUGAGCAGUAUAGAUGUUGCAAGGCCCUGCUGCAUCUUGGACACGUCUCAAAGUUGAGAAGAGGUCCAGUGAUCUGGAGUCAUGUAGUUCUUGAUACACGUUGCUGCUGCAAGAAGGAAAGAAAAGAAAGGAGAUUUUGUAGUGCAGAAAUUCACAAUCGUUUUGUGCAUUGCUUUGCUCAGCUCAUUUUUUAGCAGCUUACUGCAGUAGGAAAUGAAAAGGAAAGCAUAAGUUUACAGUCUGCAGGUGAUGAUACUAUAUAGGAAACUAGAUUUAUGAUUCAGCUCCUGAAGGCAAUGUAUGCAGUACUAUAUAUGGGCUCAAUUGCCUUUCAAUAGAUACAAGCAUAUAGUACACGUAGCUUUAUUGA